Molecule: messenger RNA, 1938 nt
Organism: Anoplophora glabripennis (Asian longhorned beetle)
Lineage: Eukaryota; Metazoa; Arthropoda; Insecta; Coleoptera; Cerambycidae
Product: zinc finger protein 729-like
Exons: 4
Coding region: 1-1938 (645 amino acids)
Biological process (GO): regulation of gene expression
Cellular component (GO): nucleus
Molecular function (GO): zinc ion binding
Source: RefSeq, a predicted model, not a curated record
AUGAGGUUAUGGAAAAUAAAAGUUGACCAAAAUAAAGAAAUGCAACGUAGAAACUUUAAAGAAACAUUUUGCAGGCUAUGUCUAAGUACUAUAAGCGACACAAACUGCCAGGUAAUAGAAGAAGCCUUAAGGGACGUUCUUGGAAGUGUUCUGCCAAAUGUGAUUUUGGAGGAGACGAAUAUACAUGUAAUGUGUAAUGAAUGUUCUGUAAAAUUAUUUGCUGCCUUUAAUUUUAAAUCGAUCUGUAUGGAUACGGAUGGUAUUAUUUUUCAUUAUGUUAAUUCCAAUAAAGUGUCUACGGUUGACUUAAAAGAAGUUUAUCUGAAGGAGAACGGAAAUAUUUCCUUAACUGAUAUAUUGGAUAACCAGAGAAUUUGCCGAUUAUGUAUGCAGUUGGUAACAUACGGAUUUGUGUCAGUAAAUCAAGUGGAUGUUGACAUAAUCAACAUAUGUAUAUCACAAGUUAACUUUGGCGCUAUCUUGGAUCCCGUUAUAUGCGGAUCGUGUUGUGAUUCGCUUCACACUCAUAGCAAUUUUAUAAAAAACUGCCUUGAUGCACAGAAAAAAAAUAAUAACAUUGAUAAAGAACCUUCCAUUAAAACUGAAGAAACUGAAAUAAAGUUGGAAGAUAAUCUGGAUGUGCCGGAAAAAUAUAAUCAUUUUGAUAAACACUUUUAUAUUAAGUCUGAAAAGAUUGAAAUUAAAGUAGAGGAACAUGAUCAUUGUGGUGAUUCAUCUUCCUACAACUUAGAUAACGAAACAAUUGUCAACAAGCAAAGGUAUGCUUCUGAAGAUUUAGGAAAAAUAAAGUACAAAUGUAUGCCUCAAUGUAAGACGGGAUUUAAUGGAAAUCGUAACGACCAAAUACUAAGAAGCGAAAAAUCUGUAUGUCAGAAUUGUGACUCUUCGUUAGGUAGACUAUUGCACAACUGUGAUAAAUGUAAUUAUGAAACUAAGCUUAAAACGAACCUGAAAGGGCACGAGUUAGUGCAUAAACACUUUUCAGAUGUGAAAACAUACAAGUGUGAUACAUGUAGUUACGAAACUAAGCGUAAAAGCAAUCUGAAAAAUCAUCAGUUGUGGCACAAAGAUCCCUCAGAAAUCCAAAUGUUCAAAUGUGAUAUGUGCAGUUAUGAAACUAAAUUUAAAGGUAAUCUAAAAAAGCAUCAGUUAAAGCACAAAAAUGACUCGAAAACCCAAAUGUACAAAUGUGAUACUUGUGCUCACGAAACUAAAUAUAAAUAUGGAUUGAAACAUCACCAGUUAACACACAAAGACGGUUUGGAUGUCCGGAUCUACAAGUGCGAUACAUGUAGUUUCGAAACUAAACAUAACUAUAAUCUAAAAGUGCAUCAGUUAACGCAUAAAAAUACUUCUGAUAUUGACAUGUACAAAUGUGAUACUUGUGAUUUUGAAACUAAGUACAAGGGACAAAUAAAAGUGCAUCAGUUAACGCACAAAAAUACUUCUGAUAUUGACAUGUACAAAUGUGAUACUUGUAAUUUUCAAACCAAGUUUAAAAGCAACAUAAAAUUGCAUCAAUUAAAACACAAAGAUUCUUCAGAAAUCCAGAUGCACAAAUGUGACGUUUGUUCCUACGAAACUAAAUAUAAGAACGAUUUAAAUAAGCAUCUGUUGUCACACAAAGACGUGUUGGAAGUCGAGAUGUACAAGUGCGAUGCAUGUAGUUAUGAAACUAAAUAUAAGGGUCGCUUGAAAAUGCAUCAGUUAACGCAUAAAGACCCUUCGGAAAUCCAAAUGUACAAGUGUGAUGAAUGUAGUUUUGAGACUAAACAUAAGUAUACUCUCAAGAGGCAUCAGUUGUUGCACAAAGACCCAUCGGAAAUCAAAAUGUGGAAAUGUGAUACGUGUAGUUUUGAAACCAAGUAUAGAAGUGUUUUAAAAAAGCAUCAAUUACAAGAAAACAGGAACAAGUAG